Messenger RNA from Thelazia callipaeda (thelaziosis nematode), 12333 nucleotides. The record is from the annotation of a GenBank genome assembly. Lineage: Eukaryota; Metazoa; Nematoda; Chromadorea; Rhabditida; Thelaziidae.
AUGGUUAGCAUCAAAUGCGAAUCAGAUGAUCUGACCUCUCCACGAAAUCUUGAAGUAACACAAGCAGGUCUAUACAGCAUUGCCAUGUCCUGGGAACCUCCAGAAUGUGGAUCAGUUGGGGAAUAUCACAUUGAGCUUGCUGGUAUUGAUGCUAAAUUUGAUGUUCAUCGACAAUCUGUAAUACAUCCAUCAGUUAGUAUCACAGGCCUUCUACCAGGAACUGAAUAUCAAAUACGUGUUCGUGCAGCUGAUCGAUCACGUACUUUAGGUCCAUGGAAUGACUUUCUGCUCGUUGCAAAAACAGAAGGAGAACCUCUUGAUGAAUCGCAUGAAAUAGAAAUUGACUAUCGGACAGAUACUGAAGUACGCAUUAGCUGGCAACCAUACGAGGAUGAGAGAUUACAGCAUUAUGAGGUGAUGGCAACUGAAGUAGACGAUGGUGAAAGUCAAAUGGUAAUUCGAGGACGUGUAAAUCCUUUGGCUAGCAGUCACGUUUUCUCAGGAUUACAAAGAAAUACGCAAUAUGAAAUAGGAGUAGUAGUGUUUAUUGACCAUGAACCCAAGUUAGUCUACAAAUUGUUAGCAAAGACUGCUUCAAGUUCGGGUGUAACCUGGAAGGACAAGCCAAGUAUUGCUGCUGAAAAUGCUCAUCAGUUCUCUGUUCAGUGGAAAAAACCAGAACUACCAAAUGUUGGAAAUAUUUCCAAAUUUGUGAUCGAAUAUCGUUUACCAAACGAAACACAAUGGCGUAAAUAUGAUGAUUUGCUUGUGGAAGAGGCAAACAAUGAUUACCAUAUAUUAUUUGAUGGGAUUCACGCUAGCGCAUUUUAUUCAUUUCGGAUUCUAGCAAUUGAUGAUCAACUCAAACUAGCAGCUAAAACUGCUGAAAUUACUCUUGGUUCCGCAGCAUCUGAAUCUUGUGCUAGUGAUGCUGGCAUUCCACAAAAUGUACGAGCAAGUUUUAUAUCUCAUGAUACCAUCCAAUUCAAAUGGGAAAAGCCCCAGUGUGAUCAGUCUUAUGGAGCUAUCAGUGGUUACGAAUAUUUGUUUUGGAAUGAAGAAACAGAUGUCCAGCCCGAAAAAAUAUUUCACGCUGAACGUAAUAUGAUCAAAUUAAAUGAAUUGGAUUCAGGUACACGUUACUCAUUCCGAGUUCGUUCUCGUGCAGGUCACGGACAUAGUUCAUGGAGUGAAACUGUGAGUACUGAAACAGAAGCAGAUAUCAGAUCUCAAGGUAAAUUUGCGAUAAAAACACUGUUUUUUUCAGAUAAUCAUAACAUUUACCAGUUGCGCAUAAUUUUGGCACCACCAUUGUCAUAUCUGGCGUGGACGCCUCUGCCUGAGCAUAGCGAUGACAUCGUAAAAUUCAAACUAUCGUAUAAAAAAAGUGCGAGUGACCAAUGGACUCGUGUAAUUGAAAAACCGCAAUAUUUCAAAUGUCCUGAUGGAAUCGCUGAUGCUGAAGACUUCUGCUUCGACUUGUCUAAGCUUUCAUUCGGUGUACAAUACACUGCUGAUGUAACUUUUACUUCUACUUGUGUUCCAAAACGGCUUUUUGGUAUCGAGAAACCGCGUAUCGAACAACGGGGCUCACGUACUUUGCUGUACUGGACUGUUGGUGGAGAUACUUCAAAUGUUAUGGCAUAUCAGGUUUUUUAUUCGGAUCGUGACUGGCGACCUUUCAGUGGUUACAUUACACAUUCACCAUCAGAAAUACAUUACAGGCAAGAACUAAGUAAUUUGGAAACUAACAAGUAUUAUUACGUGAGAGUUUCUGCAGUCGAUCACUCUCGAAACAUUCUGGCAACUUCAGAAGCAACCAGUUUUGCCGUAUACUGUCGAGUGCCCAGUAUUGCACCACAAGACUUACGCCUGCAAAGUAUCGCAGAAGGAGUUCGCUUGUUGUGGAAUUGGACCGGUGAAGAUGACCAUGACUGCGAGCCAUAUUUUCUAAUAACAGGAUAUCAGAACGGUGUACCAUUCUCAGAACGAAUUAUUGGGCGUGAUUCACGCCAAUUCACGUUCCAAAAUGCUAUUCCAGGCGAAUGGCAUGCAGAAAUGAGAGCUGGAAAUCGAGCAGGAACUGGACCUAGCAGUUCCCCUGUCAAUCUACAGAAUGCUUUUCACGGACUUGUUUCGAAACCACGUGUUUCUGCCCGCGACGGUUAUUUAUCUGUGGAAUGGGUCAGUCAAGGAAUCGGUCAAGGUGUUUUCGGAUAUCGAGUGCAGUAUCGAACUGAUCAUACCGGCUGGACUCCUUAUGGGCAGAUAGUGCCAUACGUAGGAGAUAAUAAACUUUAUAUGCAACAAGUCACGGGACUACAACAAGGCAGCACUUAUCACUUACACAUCCAAGUCCUUGAUCGCAAUUCUUACGUUAUGUAUACUAGCCCAGAAGUAUCAGCGAGAACUGUUUGUUCUGCACCAACUCAUCCGCCAUCACAUUUGCAAGUGCAAGCUGCUGACCCACAUCACAUUCGAGCAAGCUGGAUGCAACCGCCACAAAGUACAUGGCAGUGUAAUGAUAUACAGAUCGAGAUUGAGGUAACGGAACCAUCUGGAAUCCAACCAGUUCUCCUAAAUGGACGCCAAACAACAUACGUGUUCGAUUCAGAAGCUAAUCAGCCAUGGUCAAUCCGAAUUCGUUCAAAAAACUCAGCGGGUGCAUCAGCAUGGACACAAAUAGCAUCUGCUCGUACGCCACCCGUUGCUGAACUGAUUAUUGGACCAGUAGUCAGCUAUAGACAUGGAAUUCCAUUACUUACAUGGACUAGUAAAGAACAAAUAGAGGAUCUAGUUCGAGCAUAUCAAAUUGAUUAUCGAACAUCAGAAGACCUGCCUUGGCAGCAAUAUCAAGUACAGGUGCCAUUCACAGGCUGGCAAAGACCGUACAGCAUUGAUCUAAAUGGAUUACCUUCUGGACAUAAUUAUCAAAUUCGAGUUCGUGCAAUGGAUGCAAACAAUGGUAUUGCUUACACAUCAGCAGUUGUUAACGUUAAAACUGAAAUUAAAUGUUCUGCACCACGUCGAGUGCCAUUCGAUGUACAAGCAACAUCUCUUGGACCUACACAAGUUCGCGUGUCCUGGAGGACACUACAUGAAUCGGAAUGGAACUGCAAUCGUUUAUGGUACAUUGUCAAAUACAGUACACUUCACAAUCAAGGCUUCAAGAAUCUAACGCACGGUGAAAAUUAUGUGAUUUUUGAUUCAGAGCCAUUCACACAGUGGACUUUCGAAGUUCAAGCUGCUAAUCCAUCUGGUGAAACGCAGUGGUCACGUCCAGUUACAGUUCAGACUGAGGGAACUGCACCUGGGCCAGUUUCCGAUUUCCGAAUCUAUUCGCAGUCAUCAGAUACACUUCAGCUUUCUUGGAGGCAACCGAAAAAUCCAAAUGGACGAAUUACUGGCUAUGAAAUUACCUAUCAACUACUAUCAAAAGGUAUGUGCGGUCAGAUUUCUGAAAAACCUGUAACUAUUACUACUGAAACGCCUUCUUUCACUCUCAAAAGCCUAUCUUCACAUUCCAAAUAUCUUAUUUCUGUUGCGGCAAAAACAAACAUUGCUGGAGAGCGUAUAAGUCAAGAAGUACAGACUGAAGAUGCACCACCAACUGGCACUCCAAUUCAUAUUCGUAUAACAAAUGUUUUGGCGAAGGAGGUUGAUUUAGUAUGGCAAGCACCAGAAUGUUUACAAACAAAUGGUGAAAUUACGGAAUAUGAAUAUGAAUUAAGACUUAUAGACCAGUAUAAUAAAGCAGCAGGUACUAAAGCAAAAAUUACUGGUUUGUCAGCGUAUACAAGGUAUUCAGUACGAAUGAGAGCAUUCACUCGAAAAGGACCAGGACCCUGGUCAGUACCAGUUCAAUUCCAAACUGCAGCUGCACCUGACGUAAUCUUUUAUUUAUUAUAUUUUAUUUUUAUGAAAAACAAGUUUAUUCCAGCACCACCAAUGGUUCGCGUUUACAGUACUGGAUCAGAUAAUGCAGAUUUGAUUUGGCAAGAGCCUUAUCCAUUAACAGAAUCUAUUGACAAAUACAAGUGUAAGUAUGCAGUGGCUGGUACCAAACAAUAUCAGGAACGUUUUUUUCCCGCUUACAAUCCUUGUGCUCAUGAAAUUAUACGUAUGAGACAGCUGCCACCACCUCAAAGUGGUACCAAAUUUCAUUGUGGAAAAAUUGAUGGACUGCAACCUGAAAAAGAGUACACAUUCAUGGUAUCAGCUGGUGAUCGAAGUGGCACCUGGUCUCCAUGGAGUGAACCUCAACUUGGUCAUAUAAGUGUAAGUCCGGUUCAAGUGAACUCCUUGAAAAAGUUAGAUGGGACAGCAAAUAGCAUCCUCAUUGGAUGGAACGUACGCGUUACUGACGUAGCUCGUGUUGUCGGCUAUCGAAUUCAUGUCACACCUGUAGGUCAAUAUGACGCAAGACCGUUAACGUUUUCAGUGGAUCGUUCCACAUCCCAGUAUAACAUUGAUAAUCUCUUAGCAAAUACACGAUACAACAUAACAGUUGAUGCCACAACAGAUGGCAUCAAUUAUCAUCCAGGUAUUGGAAUUGAAGCAAGCACAGAUUCUGCACCACUAACUGGUAUUCUGACUGCACCACGAGUUAUUGAAGAACAAGCUAAUUCUGUAACGUUGGAAUGGAAUACACCAAGUGGUCACUUAGGCAGUUUCGUGAUUGAAUAUCGCCUUGGUAAUGGGGCGUGGCAACAUUAUUCUCGACGAGUUGCCGCACAUCCCGGACGGCGUGUCUACACUGCGCAGGUUGAUCAGCUUCCAACAAACAGUGUGGUAGAUCUUCGAAUACGUGUAGUGUCGCCUCAAAACGAACAGUCUGCUCCAAGUCCAGAAGUUCGAGCUCGAACUCGUUGUUCAGCACCACCUUCUCCACCUCAAGCUAUUCGUGUAGAUGCUCCCUCCACCAGCGAAGUUAGAGUUUCUUGGGCUCGUCCAGCUAAAGAUACAUGGCAAUGUGAUCAGCUGAAUUAUGACAUUUCUACACGUGUAAGUGGACAAAAAGAACGCAUAGUAUCAAUACCUGGUGAUCAAACUGAAUAUACUUUUCCUGCUGAUGCAAACAGUCGAUGGACAGUAAAAGUAAGAAGCAGUAAUCAGGUAGGAACAAGUCCAUGGAGCUCUGAACAAACCAUAACCACUAAGCAAGGAAUUCCUGGCCCGGUACGUGAUUUACGUUUACGUGCUAAGAGUCCAAAUGAAGUACUGGUACAGUGGCUUGCACCGUUGGUACAACGUGGCACAAUAGUCGGUUACGACAUUAGUUACCGUUUAAAGCACCGAUUAGCAUGUCCAGAUGAAGAACCGCGCGAUGUCAGUCGUGAUUUUGUCACAGUUUAUAAUCAUAAAGAUUUGGAGUAUACACUGACAGGAUUGUUACCCUUUUCACUAUAUCAAGUACGUGUACGUGCACGCACUACGGAAUUAGGUCUCGAGGAAAUGAAGGAAAUCGCAACUGAGCAGCAACCUCCCAGUGCACCACCAUUAAAUUUGCAAUUGAGUUAUGCACUAGAACGUUCCAUCAGCUUUCAAUGGGAACCUGUAGAAUGCUCCCAACGUCACGGACAUAUUGUAAAUUACGAAUAUGAAAUUCAAGGGCAGGAUGAUUGGGCAAAAUUAGAACGCCAAAUCGCAAACACUACAGAUACAAAAGUUAAUAUUGAAGGCUUAACGCCGUUUACCAAGUACAUCAUGCGUGUAAAAGCUUACAAUAGUAUUGGUGGUGGUCCCAACACAGAGAAUCUAGAUGCUAUGACCGCUAAAGCAAAUGCACCUUUACCACCGCAAGAUUUGGUUGUUGCUCAGGAAGGAACUGAUUAUUUUAUGAUUUCUUGGUUACCACCCUAUCCACCAUAUGGACCUCAUGAUAAGUACAAAAUUCAAUAUCAACUUUUAAAUGAUAAUCGUUGGACUGAAAUCGAAAAAUACACUAAGGAUCGUUUAUUGCGAUGUCCAGCUGAAAGUCCUCGGCAUUGCUUUAAUGUCACUGGUCUGCCAAGUGGAUCACAGUUUCGAGUUCAGGUUGCUGCUCACAUAGAAGAUGGUUCUUACGGUCCAUGGAGCACUGUGACUAUUGCUAACACAUUACAAAUUCUUCCAGAUGCACCACGUGCGAUUGAAUUAGUUGAAAAAACGGAUAGCUCACUGCAUAUACGUUGGAUUCCACCAUCUGAUCCUCUUGGACAAAUUACGCAAUACAAAGUGGGUAUUGUUUCAUUGGAUGAUCCAUAUGAUCAUCAGAAGACUUUUCUCGUAGAUCAUCCAAUGUUACAGCACAUACUGACUAAUUUAAGACCUGAAACUUCAUAUAAUAUCAGCAUUUCGGCAGGUACCAAACGUGGUUUUGGUCCCAUUGCUUGGACUCGGUAUUCUACUGAUCCUUUUAAAGUACCAGCAGUCUUAUUCCCUCCACAAGUUACAACAAAUGGCUCUGAUGCAUUGAAUGUACAGUGGAAUGGUAUUUUGGAUACAAAAAACCAAAUACAUGGAUAUAUUAUUGAAUUUCGGUCUAGCGACAAUCCAACAUUUACAGAAUAUGAUGGAAUUGUUGAGCACGACGUCAAUCGAAGAAACUAUAAACAGCGACUGUCUUUAUUAGAUUCUGAUACUCUAUAUUUCAUACGUAUCAAAGUGGUUGAUAGAAAGCAGCGUGUCAGUUCACCAAGUCCAGAAGGCAGUGCAAGAACUGGCUGUGCUCCACCUCUCGCUCCACCAUCAAAUGUGAAUGCUUUCGCACCAUCACCUCAUCAGGUGCACAUCAAUUGGGAACCACCAAUUCAGUCUUCCUGGCAGUGUUCAAAUAUUCGUUAUAAGGUUGAGUACAUAAACGGUUCCUCUCCACAUCGACAAAUUGAUGUGCCUAGUGGAGUGACUGACUGGGCGUUAGAUGCAACUCCAAAUACUUUCUGGCGCUUAAGAGUGCGAGUUGAAAAUGAAGCAGGUGCUUCAGAAUGGAGUAAGGAAGUCUCUAUUACUACUGCUGAAGGUGCUCCAAGUGCAGUAGAAAAUCUUGAUGGCCAAGCACAUGGACCAGAAGCUGCUACAAUAACCUGGCGACAACCUUUACAGCCGAAUGGACAAAUUUCAGGCUACACUUUGGUCUACAAGUUGAAAUCUCGGGGUGAAUGCGGUCCACGUUCUGCACAACCUAUCACGCUCAAUACUCAAAAUGAAGAAAUGACGUUGCAAGGAUUGUUACCUGAUUCCACUUAUGAUGUCCACGUGACUGCACACACUUCUCAAGUUGGACCUCAAUCUAAUAUCAUCACUGUCACAACUGAAGAAGCCGUUCCUACUGGUCCUCCUUUGAAUCCACGAGUAAGUUUCGUAACGCAAGCACGUGGCGAUUUUUUGUGGAAUGAGCCAGAUUGUGAACUUCGAAAUGGUAAAAUAACUGGCUACCAAUGGCAGUUAGAAAGUUUAGAUCAGUGGGGAGAGAAUAAAACAGGUCAUAGCGACUCGCAACGUGUAUCAUUCAGUGAUCUGAUUCCGUACACCAAAUAUCGUGUACGAGUAUCCGCUGAGAAUGCUGUUGGUAGUGGUCCCUGGUCAGAUUGGGUCUCAUUUCGAACACAACCUUCCGCGCCUCCGUCACCAACGGAUUUGAUUGAGGAGGAGUCAUUCCCUCAUGCCAUUGAAAUCUCAUUUUUGCCACCCUCACCUCCUCAUGGAGUUCUUAACGAAUACCGGAUAAGACAUACACCAUCUGAUCAGUUGAACUACAAAGAAGUACGUAUUCACGAGAGUCGUUUACAAUGCUCAGAUGCUUCGAAACGUGAUCGUUUGUGUUAUCGAGUGAUCGAUUUAGAACCUGAGCAAGAAUACGGGAUUCAGGCAUCCGCUCAUACCGAGAACGGUGCUUGGGGAGAAUGGAGUGAAUCCAUUGAAGCUCGAACACAUGAACAAAAUAUUCCGGUUCUGGAACGUGAACUAGAAAUAGUGGAGACCAGACCAAACAUGAUAACAUUACGAUGGAGAGGCUUGCAGGAAGAUCAAGCUAAGCAUAUUGUUGGUUACGUCUUAGAAUACAAAUCAGAAGAUGAGGACUGGAAGGAAUACAAUGGUGUUACAAAACAUCGCAGUCAUCAAAAUGAUUAUCGAGUUCAGGUGAAAGGUUUGGAACCAUCCACGGAGUAUUUCUUCCGUUUGAAAGUUGUUGGUAAGAACGACAAGCGUGGUUCAUCAGGACCGGAAGUUAGAGCUAUGACAAAUUGCGGAAGGCCUGAAGAACCUCCAACUGAUCUCAAAUUGUCUUCUGACUUCGAAAAUCUAAAACUAACGUGGACAAAUCCCGAGGAAGAGUCGUGGAACUGUAACAACGUUGAAUACGUUAUUGAUUUUGUAAAUACUACUUCGCGAGGCAUAAUGACAGUACCAUCAGAUGCACCGAGUGAACUAUCAAUACCAUCGCUUCCGGGUACUAAGUGGGAUAUUCGCAUGCGUACUCAAACGAUUGAAGAAGGUCGAAAACCUUCGUAUAGUCCCUGGAGUGAUCGCGUAACAUUAGUGACUCAAGCACUUCCUGGAGAACUUUUCCUUAAAGUUGAACCCAAAACACCGACUUCAGCAGAAGUAAUUUGGGAUCUAACUGAUCAGGAUCAAAAAUGGAAUUACGGUGUUGAUAUUAGUUAUCGAUUGAAACAAUUGGGUGGAUGUUUAGGGUCACGAGGUAAUGAUCAUGAACCGGUAACAAAGUAUAAUGUACAAGAUAAACAAAUUGUGCUUGAAAACCUAAAACCAGGCUCUGAAUAUGAAGUCAUUGUAACUCCACGUCGUCCACCAUCGCUACGAUCAUCAAUUAAAACUCCUAAAACAGUUAGGCAUUUUAGAACAAAAGCGGAUAUUCCCUCAGGACCACCAAGACAUCUUCGUGGCGAAGGGCGGCAAGACAGCGAAAUUUCAUUUAAAUGGGAGCCACCAGUAUGCGAGGAGCAAAACGGUGCAAUAACACAAUAUGAAUAUGAGGUAACAGGUACUGAUGAAUGGAAUGACGUGACACGUGAAGGUGUAACACCGCGAGUUAAUGCCGUGGUAGAUCAGCUGAAACCUGGAUCAAAGUAUAACGUACGUGUACGUGCAUAUACUAGCGAAGGAGCUGGGCCAUGGUCAAAAGUAAUUCAGAUCAGCACUACUGGCACAGAACUUGGACCACCUCGAGAGCUGACUGCAGUACAGACUAGACCAAAAGAUAUACAGUUAACUUGGCUCCCUCCGUAUCCAGAACGAGCUCCGGUUAAUGCUUAUAAGCUGAGUUAUAGUCCACGUGCAGAUGAAUCGAAACCUAUAGAGAUGGAAGUCUCUGCUGAGGAGCUGACCUGUAAGGGAUACAGAAGUCCUUUGAUUACUAGUGACAAUCUAUGUACAACUGUGAAGUCACUGCAACCAGAUACUACUUAUCGUUUUGCUGUUCAGGGUCAGUCAGCUAGUGGUGUUUGGGGCGAAUGGUCACCAUCUUACUUUGCAACCACGAGUUUUACUGAAGAUGAAGCAAUUCCCGGAAAGUUGAGACUAGUAUCAGCAGGGCAUGACAAUUUACGCGUAAAUUGGACGGCACCACCAACUGUUAGAAAUAGUGUCGAUCGUUAUCUGGUGAACAUAUCAUCAGUUAGUGCUUUCGGCGAACAUCCCAGACAGUUUCUUGUGCACAGUGGACAGAACGAUUUUCAUUUUCGAAAUUUAGAGUCUGCAAGCCACUAUAAUAUUACCGUGCAAGGUUUAUCUCAGGGAAAGCGAAUUUGGCAUAUAUCAGAGGUUUUCUCAACCACUGACUACGGAACUGGGCUGCUUUCUUGGUUACCGCCGCCAACAGAUUUGAAAUUGUUAGAGAAAUCAGAUCGAAUGAUGCAUGUGGCUUGGAGCCCCCCUGAAAUUUUUGAUCCAGCUUAUAAGGACCUCAUCACUCAUUACAGAGUGACAAUAGCUCCAUUUGAUUCAUUCUCAGGCACAACAGGUCGUACACGUAAUUACUCGGUAUCGUACCCUGGGACAUCAAUCAAAUUUGAAGAUUUACGACCAGAAACGAUUUACAAUAUAACCGUGCAAGCUGGCACUACUAGUGGUUACGGUGAAAUACUGUGGGGUAGUUAUAGUACAUUGGCUUCAGGACAGAAUCAUUUGUUGCGCUUAGUUGACCGUACACCAACAUCAUUAACUGUUGAAUGGGAACCAACAUUUUUCAGUGGUGAAAAUUAUAUUCUUUCGUGGAAAACAUUACAUUCUGUGUCUCCGCAUGUUCGAACAAAUGUGGUCCGAUCAGCACAAGUAGAUGAUGGUAUUACACGGUAUACAAUUGAAGAUUUAGAUCCUUCAACAGUAUACAAUGUAAGCUUGCAACCGCGAUCUGGUGGUGAAAUAAUCUCAGGUGCUUAUGCUACACUGCCUCCUGGAUGGUUUAUGGUUCGGAAUUUGGUGUGGUGUGAUAAAACGAACUAUGCUCUAUCACUCACUUGGGAACCAGUAGAGUUGCAUAAAGCAUCACAUUAUCAGGUUCGGUACCUGAGACUUAAGGAGCACGAUGCAAUCUGGACAGAAGAAAAUGAAGUUCGAGCAGUUGAGCUGCUCUGUCCUAAAGAUGGAUGCAAUCGUCACUGUUAUUUAGUCUUCAACAUGGAGUACAAUCCAAACGAGUAUGUCUUCCAAGUCCGAGCUAAGGUAAACCAUUCUGUUCUCGAAAAAUCUGAGAGGAAGAAAGCUUGUUGCAUUGUACCUCCGCCAUAUAUGGUAACAAAUAUCGGUGCAGCAGGAACUUACUGGGAGGUUGAUAUUGCACCAGUGGAAUCUCAACGUUAUUAUGUUGUGGUUGACGAACGCGAACCAGCGGGAAGUACUAAUUGGACUGAAUUGACGGAUAAAGUUACCGCAAACAAACUAAAGAUUCCGUAUUAUGUUGGAGCAUCAUUCAAUGCUGAUACGUUGCCAGGGCCACGUAAAGUACGUAUUGGUGAUGGCACAGUGAUUGGUGGAUACUUAAAUUAUCCUUUGGUCAAAGGCAAGAAAUAUAACUAUGAAAUAUACUCUGUCUGGGAGUUGAAUGGUAAACCGGCUGCUGUAGCACGCCAACGAGCAAGUCCAUACGCGAUUUCUGGAUGGCCUUGGUGGUGGCUGCUACUUUUGCUUCUUCUCCUACUUCUGCUAAUUCUCCUUACAUGUUGCCUUCUUUGGUAUAUUCGUUCUUCACUGGAUCAAAAGGCUACAGCACGUGGAGAUUUCGAAGAUGGUUAUGUGCGUGGUUUUCGUGAUGCAAACAAACUUGGUACUGCUUCUGCAGCACGUCGAAGGAUGGAUGAUGAUUAUGCCACUCGUGAUGAUCGAUUCCACGAAGGAUAUGUGAAAGGAUUAAGAGAUGCUGGAAUGACGGGAAUGAGUACAUCAAUGCAUAAUUUGGCACAACGAGGCCAAGGCGCAGGAUAUUCAUCUGGAUAUAUGCAAGGUUUCCGAGACGGUAAUUCUGGCAUUUUUGGUGACCGAAUAACAGGCAGUCUCUUGCGAAGAUUGGAGGAGCAGUACCCGAAUCAAGAAGAAUUUCGUACUGGUUACAUCGAUGGAUUUAAAGAAGGAGCUGGAAGUCGAAGUUCUGAGCGCAAGUCACGGCAUAAGUCAAAAAGUGCUGGCGAUGAAAUACAUACUACAAAAAUUUAUCACGUUUACAAUCAACAACCGGACAGUCUGGUAGUUUCAGGAUAUUCUACAACAGGCCGUCAGUUGGAGCAAGAGCUAGAGGAGCUUACAUCCUCUUCAAGAAGAUCUACUCUUAGAAGACAUUACACGUUUUAUUUAAUUUCUUGGUUAGCUAUUUUUGGUUUGUUUACAGAGCAGGCGGAACGUGCUCGUCUUUAUUCUGGUACUGGUACGUCAUAUAUUAGUCGCGCGUCAGCAGCCGAACGACCUAUAACAGAUACAUAUUCACGUCGUUACGCGUAUCGUAGUCGUAGUGAUAUGGGUGGUAGUCCACGUCGUUAUGCAUCACAUACAAUACUGGACGGAGCUCGUCCAGGACCAUCUACGCCACACGCACGUCGCAAUGCAUUGCACACAUUGCAGCGUGAACUUGACACUCUUUCCAGGUCGCCAGACCGCUUGACACCACGUGGAUAUAGUUCUGACACAGGCUAUAUGAACGAUACCAUGCGAUCACGCACACGUGCAUAUUCAAAUUAUGAUUACGAUACAUAUCAAACGUCUAAAAAUGGUGUGAAUACGUCAGCAGGUGCUAACGCGAGGUAUCUUGGAAGCGUUCCAGCGAGAGCUACCACUUCUACGUCAUAUCAUCGUAGAGGUUAUUUAUCUUCUAUAAACUCAUCUUCUAAGCUCAAUAAAUGA